AUGUGGGCACCAGAACAUGAAAGCAUGGAGUUGCCGGUUAUUGAACCAAUUGAUGAUCCAGAGAAGCUUCUUGCGGAGAUCACCGAAUGUCUGGAGCAAAAGGACAGUCGAAGCCUCAAGACCUACAUCCUUGAGCACAAGACAAAAGCUGAGAGCAUUUUCUGGGAGCUGAUUCUCAGAAUUGGCAAGUGUAUUAAUGCAGAAACCUACGAGCGUCAUUCAGAGUUUUUUGAUGUUUGCUGUCGAUCCCUCAUGUACCUAGUCAAGGUUGGCAACCCCAAGGAGACUCUCCUGGCUCUUCUGGAGCAGGUGGACACAUUUAUCGAUGACGUGAAAUUCAAGAACUUUCUCCCACCUAUUCAGACAGCUCUCUUGAAAAUUCCGACAAAGCUGUUCCAUUCUCUUGAUAUCACUUUAGAAACGGUGUCUUCUCAUUUGAGGUCGCUGGAACUGCCCGAAAACACUCAGUUGGAAGGAGAUAAAGUGAAAGUCUUUCAUGCGGACAAAAUCGUGAUCAGACUGGCAGAUAUUUUAUAUGUCUACUUGAAAUUCCUGGAACCUUUUGUGAACGCAGUUGUUGUUCAUUUAGAUAUGACAGCCGCUGCGAGGAAAGAAGCACUUGUUCUGAAAAAACAUCUGAUUCGCUUGUUUGAGCAUCCCUUGUGUCAUCUAGUUCUGACCUAUGACCCUUCUUCGGAUAAAGCUAAAUCUGAUAGUCGGAUUUGUGCAGAGCUAGCUGUAUCUUUGCUUACAAAAGUGGAAACAGAUUUUCAUAAGCUGAUGAAACAUGCCAGAAUAAAAAACAGAGCAGAAAGUACAAUUAAAAAGGCAAACAAUGACAAGCAAACUAAGGGCAAGAAAGGUUUGGCUCAGGAAGAAUAUGAAAACCAAGAAAAUGAAACCAAACUGGCCAGCUCAAGUUUGCCAAAAGAUGCAGUGACCGACAUAGUAGAUGCCUGGGACUUCCAGAUGGAGAUAGCUCCCUUGGCUAAGGCAUGUUUAGCCUAUCUGAUCCAUGUGGAACAGCUUGGCCUGUCAAAGUACCCUGCAGUCUACACUCGUGAAUAUCUCCUCGACUUCUACUUGGAGACCAUCUCUGUUCUACUGAAAAACACAGUUUACCCAGUCAACCACAAGGGUCUCCUCUUGCUGAAAGCUCUCACAGAGUUGGUGCCCCAGCAUUCUAUUUCUGUUGAUUACCUCGACAACCCAGGUUACCUGACGGUCAUCAAUGAUCUCAUACAUAUCAUGAUCAAAUGCCCGGUUAAAGAUCACCGGGUCAUGGCCACAACACUGUUCCCAGUAUUCAUAAAUAGAUUCGUAGCUGCCGGGCGGUUCCAGAUCUACCAAAGCAUUCUCAGUUCUUGUGACCAUUCAGGAUUGAAAGGAUACCUGAUCACACUUUUGAAGAAUGACAUUAGUGAUAAUCUUAGACAAGCUUUGUCACAGAUUGCUUCAGAGAAAGGGGAUGAAAGGGGAAGUAAAGAUGAAACCGGCACAGUCUCUGAACAUUUUAUUGGGAAAAGACUUGAGAAGCUGCUCAAACUUGCACUAGCACUUCCGGAGCAAGAAACUACAGACAUCCUUGAGAAUUCAGAUCAGAUCAUUUCCUCACUGAAUCUUCUCCGUUUUUUGAUUCUUGCUGAUCCACCAGAAUCAAAUAUCACAGGCUUCUGGAAUCUUCUACCAAACAUAGAGAAAGAUUUCUUGUCCCCUCUUCGGCGCGGACUUGAUCUUAGCAGAGCACACUACGUCCUGGAACUGGAUACAAUGAAAGCAGGAAAGAAGUCUGAUGGGAAGGGAGCCGAGGUAACUUGCAGCGUGGAGGGGAUGACACUGCCAAUGGUUGAGGAGAAGGAGAAAGCCGAGUUACUCGGGAAAGCUGUGAAUACACACGAUGUCAUAUUGAGUCUGCUUGCCAGAGUGUCUGAACUUGUUGAUCAGCAGAAGCGACUGACUAAAUAA
This is a messenger RNA of Candidula unifasciata, 1965 nucleotides long. The record is from the annotation of a GenBank genome assembly. Lineage: Eukaryota; Metazoa; Mollusca; Gastropoda; Stylommatophora; Geomitridae.